AUGGUAACAACACACCCCUUCCCCCGGCUCCUCGCCGCCUCGAUCGACGGCCGCUGCCACAACACGCGCUACCGACAGUCGCAACUCCAGUGCCUCCAAUCCGCUCUGGUGCACCAUGUCGAAGAGCUCAAGAAGUCCAUCCAGUCUGACUCAGGACACUCCGCGGGCGAAGUAUCCGCGGAGAUCUGUCUCGCACUGCAAGAGCUGCGCACGCAUUACCUGUCUCUCGAUCUCCAGCGAGAUCUGGAAGCCGAGUAUCGCGUCGCGAACGGGAGGGAUAAUCUGGAUGGGAAGCGCGGCGUAGGUAUUGUUUAUAUUGCGCCGUGCACGCAUACGCUGUUCUUCUCGGUCGUGUCGGCGCUUAGUGCUGCGGUGGCGGCGGGGAAUUGUGUGAUCUUAGAGGUAUGUAUUCAGCUAUCCCAAACAACCAUGACCCUCCCCACGCUCCUCCGCAAAAUCCUCACCACAUCCCUGGACGCAGAUACUUUCGCCAUCAGCGAAGAGCGACCCGACGCCUCGUUCCUAACCCUCCCUCAAGUCCUGCCAAUCCUCCAAACAGAGUCCUCCAACACAGCACAAUAUCUCUCCGCAUCCCCAACAGCAAGAACCAUCGCCGUCGUCGACCGCACGGCGAACAUCGCCUCCGCGACGGAGCAGCUCGUCGCGGCGCGAUUUGCUUUCGGCGGUCAUUCGCCGUACUCGCCGGACGUGGUCCUGGUCAACGAGUUCGUGAUGAAAGAGUUCAUUGAAGCCGUUAUUCAGCAGUCAGGUCGGUAUUUGGCGCCGGAGACUGCGGCCAGAAAUCCGAGGGGGAGGCCAGCUGGGGCGUCGGUGUUGGAUCUGGCGUUUAAGGAGAAGGGGGCGAGAGUGGUUGUCUCGGGGAGUGGAUGGGGUGUUGUGGAUGUUUUGGAUCGAGAAAGCGCUCUCUUGCAGAAAAUGAACGAGAAAGUGCUGCUUGUUCACUCGGUGACGAGUCUGGAUGAUGCGAUUGAUUUCGGGAAUUCCAUGACCCCCUUAGCAGCAACAUACGCCUUUGCUGCUCCGUCCUCGGCAAAAUACCUGACGCAGUUUAUCGACGCCCAUAUUUCUUGGAUCAACCAUGUUCCCACAGACAUGCUGAUCGGCCCUCAAAUCCCCACCAACACGCCCUUCCCCUCUCAAACCCGCUACUCGACAGAUCUACUACAGCUACCCCGUCCGCAGAUUGCGCAAGAGACACGCAAAGCGGCCAUUGUGCGCGCUGCGCUGAGUAGUUCCCCGGAGAGUGCGACGGUCUGGAAUGCGGCGCUGGCGCCUUUGCCGGGGACGGGACAGCGUGCGGGUCGCAAGAUCGGGUUCUUCGAGCAGGGCAUUAUUACCGGGGGUGUUAUUACGUUGUUUUCGGUUGUGGUGAGCUUGGGGACGUUGGGGUAUUAUGCGUUGGGGGUUGUUAGGAGGGUUCGUUAA
Aspergillus steynii IBT 23096 is the source of this 1446-nucleotide messenger RNA. RefSeq names its product ALDH-like protein. The record is from RefSeq and is a predicted model, not a curated record. Gene Ontology annotation, molecular function: oxidoreductase activity, acting on the aldehyde or oxo group of donors, NAD or NADP as acceptor. The transcript is spliced from 5 exons. Lineage: Eukaryota; Fungi; Ascomycota; Eurotiomycetes; Eurotiales; Aspergillaceae. Bases 1 to 1446 code for a protein of 481 amino acids.